Mobula hypostoma (lesser devil ray) is the source of this 1604-nucleotide messenger RNA. It is a transcript of the gene rhbg, whose product is annotated as Rh family B glycoprotein. The transcript has 10 exons. Gene Ontology annotation, cellular component: plasma membrane. Gene Ontology annotation, biological process: ammonium transmembrane transport; ammonium homeostasis. The record is from RefSeq and is a predicted model, not a curated record. Lineage: Eukaryota; Metazoa; Chordata; Chondrichthyes; Myliobatiformes; Myliobatidae. Gene Ontology annotation, molecular function: ammonium channel activity. The coding region runs from base 55 to 1437 and encodes 460 amino acids.
GCGGGCUCCGGACUUCAGCGCAGUUACCUCUCCGUCGAUCCCCAGUUCGUCACCAUGAGUAACGCGGCCCCGAACAUGCGGCUCCGGCUGCCGCUGCUUUGCAUCUCGCUCCAGGUCCUGCUCGUGAUCCUCUUCGCUCUGUUCGUCCGCUACGACGAGCACACUGACGCCAUGAAGUGGUUCGAACUGAGGUCGCGAAAUCACACGCCCAAUUCGGAGAACGAGUUUUACUUCAGGUACCCCAGUUUCCAGGAUGUGCACGUUAUGAUCUUCGUGGGCUUUGGAUUCCUCAUGACCUUCUUGAGGAAGUACGGAUACAGCAGUGUGGGCUUCAACUUCCUGCUGGCCGCCUUCUCGCUGCAGUGGGCCACGCUGGUGCAGGGCUGGCUACAUGGCCUCGGGGAAGACGGCAAGAUCCACAUCGGCAUAGAGAGUAUGAUUAACGCGGACUUCUGCACCGGAUCCGUCCUCAUCUCGUUCGGAGCGCUGCUGGGCAAGUGCACCCCCGGGCAGCUCCUGGUGAUGACAGUCUUCGAGGCGGCCUUCUUUCCUAUCAAUGAGUAUAUCUUGCUCUCCCUGCUGCAGAUUAAGGACGCGGGCGGCUCUAUGACAAUCCACACCUUCGGCGCUUACUUCGGGCUGACCAUCACCCGGGUUCUAUACCGGCCUCAGCUGGAGAAGAGCCGUCACCGGGAGAAUCCCGUCUACCACUCCAACCUCUUCGCCAUGAUCGGUGCCAUCUACCUCUGGAUGUUCUGGCCCAGCUUUAACUCCGCCGUCACCAGUCUGGGCAGCGCUCAGCACCGCACGGCCCUCAACACUUACUACUCGCUAGCCGCCUGUACUCUCUCCACCUUCGCCGUUUCCAGCAUCGUGCACGGCGAGGGCAAACUGGACAUGGUUCACAUUCAGAACGCGGCCCUGGCGGGGGGUGUGGCCGUCGGCACGGCCGGAGAGAUGAUGAUCUCCCCUUACGGCUCCAUGAUCGUUGGAUUUCUUUCGGGCGUCAUCUCCACUUUGGGUUUCCACUACUUGACGCCCAUCCUGGACUCCAAGUUGAAAAUCCAGGACACGUGCGGCGUGCAUAAUCUCCAUGGGAUGCCCGGGAUCCUGGGAGGAACGGUGGGAGCCAUCGCCGCCUCUCUGGCCAGCAAAGAGAUUUAUGGGGAUGGGCUGCAGGAUGUCUUCCCUCUACUGGACAACGAGCGGUCAGCGAAGGAGCAGGGACUUUUCCAGGCGCUGGGUCUCGUCGUCACCCUGGCGUUCGCCUUGAUCGGAGGGGUUAUAGUGGGAUUUGUGAUGAAACUGCCGAUCUGGGGAGCCCCGCCGGACACGCAGUGUUUUACCGACCAGCCGUACUGGGAACUUCCCGAGGACGACAGCAACCACAGCGAGAUGGUGCCGAUGAAGCCGGAGGAAGCCGAGAAAAUCGCCUAACCAUCCCAUCUGAUGUUCGCCGACGCCGAUUAAAACAGCCGGAUAAUCUCCGGGCAAUAUAAUACUUUGUUUAUUCCAAGUUAUCUAACGGUCUUUUUAUUUGUAUAUACAAAACAUAAACCAACACAUACUGCCUUUUAUUGUACAUGCCGCCCGAUCUUCAAUAA